Messenger RNA from Nematocida minor, 609 nucleotides. RefSeq lists its product as uncharacterized. Bases 1 to 609 code for a protein of 202 amino acids. Gene Ontology annotation, molecular function: protein kinase binding. The transcript has a single exon. The record is from RefSeq and is a predicted model, not a curated record. NCBI's taxonomy places the organism in Eukaryota, Fungi, Microsporidia.
AUGGACUAUGAGCGCUGCAGAGAAAUACUAGACGAAGACAGCGAUGAAGGAGGCCAUCCAAACAUCGAUGACCGCACAUUCAAGAAGUGGAAGCAGGAAAGAAAAGAGGAAAUAAGACAGCAGCUGGGCCAGCGACUGCAGGCCAUUGAGGGAGAGGAAGAGUGCACUGAAGAGGCAAAAAAAAUAAAAGAUCUUCUGAAAGAGAAGAUAGUAGACAGAGGAACAUACACAAAAGUAUCAGCCACUUCAAGUGUCUUCGAAAUAGUUGCAAUCGAAACAGAAGACCCUCGCAUACAGAGAAUAGUAGAGACUAUAUGCGAGUCAAACAGUGUAAUAGACUACAUAGCAGUGAUUAAAGAAGUACUAGGCACAGAAAAAACAGAGGAAAUGGCAGAGCGUAUCGAAGAGUAUCUGCUAACGGGAAUAAAGUACAAUAUAGAAGAAAAAUACUAUGCUGCUUCGCAGAGAAUGGCACAGUGCAUAAUGGCGCUGGAGUAUGUUAAGAUAGAAAGUGGGCCCAUCACAGGACACAUUCUAGAGGGUAUCUGCAGAGAAGGCGCGGCGUACCACCAGAGAAUUCUUGACUACUACAGAACAAACUCCAAAUAA